AUGUACUCUGUCACAGGUUUUCAGGUGAAGGUGACUCCUAAACAGAAUUCAGCGUAUAAGACACUGACUUGUAGCACCACCUGUAUUCUGACUGGUAACCCCACCUACAUCUGGUACAAGAACGGACAGAUAAUAACUGGCAACACUUCCUCCUAUUCAGUCUACUCUAAUGCUGCAGACAGUUACUCCUGUGCUGUAAAAGGCCAUGAGGAUCUCCACUCUCCUGCAGCGUGUGUUCAGGGUCAGAGCUGCAGCAGAGUGACUUACACCAAGAGGAGCAUCUGUGUCUUGAAGGGGUCAACAGUGGACAUAUCCUGUACUUAUGUUGGUGAUUAUUCCACCACAUCAACAGUCUGGUUUAGAAGUGAUAAGUCGACCCCUGAAGACCUAACCACAGACCCAGGGUAUACAGGUCGUGUGAAGUACACUGGAACAUACAGAGGUCCCUUCACCCUGAGAAUCACAGAUCUGAGAGAGGAGGACUCAGCUGAGUAUCGCUUCACUUUUAAAACAGACAACUUUGAAUGGGGUCAUAGUUUCCCAGGAACAACUCUGACUGUCACAGUGGAGGGCAGUUCAGUGAAUCUGACCUGCAGCAGUGAUGCCAACCCACCUGUGGACAAAUACACCUGGUACAAGAAGAAUGGAGCUUCACUGACAGGAUCUGAAAAGACAUACAAUUUCACGACCAUCAGCUCUGAGGACAGUGGAGAAUACUACUGUGAGGCUGAGAAUAAAUAUGGACGUCUCAACUCUUCUUCUGUGUCUGUGGACGUUCAGUACGGCCCAAAGAACACCUCAGUGUCAGUCAGUCCCUCUGGUGAAAUAGUGGAGGGCAGUUCAGUGACUCUGACCUGCAGCAGUGAUGCCAACCCACCUGUGGACARAUACACCUGGUACUUUCAAAAUGAGACUUUUCUAAAUGGAUUUGGACAGAUCUACAACAUAAGUAAGUUCAAGUCUAAGGACAAUGGACAUUACCACUGUGAGGCCCGGAAUGGAAGAGGAUCUAGGAACUCUACAGCUCUGAUGAUCAUUUUACCAGGGAAACAGACAUCAGUUCUGAAUGCAGCUGUAGGAAUCAUAGUGGUUGUUCUGGUUCUCAUCCUCUGUCUCUCUGGACUCAUGUGGUUCAGGAAGAAGGCCUCCAAAUCCACCUCUGACACAAGAGACACAUCAGAGAAUGUACAGGGAGACUCUAGUCCAGUGUAUGAAAACGUCUCAAGCAUGGCCUUCACCCCUACUGCAGCACAGACAGCAGCCACAGUCGACCAGGAUGACGUUCACUAUGCCAGCGUGUUCAGGGUCACAGCUGCAACAGAGUGA
Molecule: messenger RNA, 1326 nt
Organism: Salvelinus sp. IW2-2015
Lineage: Eukaryota; Metazoa; Chordata; Actinopteri; Salmoniformes; Salmonidae
Source: RefSeq, a predicted model, not a curated record